Molecule: messenger RNA, 1212 nt
Organism: Aspergillus sclerotioniger CBS 115572
Lineage: Eukaryota; Fungi; Ascomycota; Eurotiomycetes; Eurotiales; Aspergillaceae
Exons: 7
Coding region: 1-1212 (403 amino acids)
Biological process (GO): protein N-linked glycosylation
Cellular component (GO): mannan polymerase complex
Molecular function (GO): alpha-1,6-mannosyltransferase activity
Source: RefSeq, a predicted model, not a curated record
AUGGGAAACGAGCUCUCUCAGGUCCGAAUGUCGUUCUCCGUCAUUGACUCGGCCAUUCCUGGUAAUGGUCCCGAGAGAGAUGUUGCUUCUUGGGGUGAUGAUUCGUUAUUGAUAAUAGCGUUGAAAGAGUUUCGACGUCGCCGGGCCCCUCUUCUGAUCUUAAUUGCCUUUUUGGUCUUCCUCUACAUUUAUAAAGCGGCUUCUCUCAACAUUCAGAAGAACGCUGGCGCAGACCGUUCCCGCACUCGUCAAAAUAUCGAGGACAAACCUCGGUUUGUCUAUCAGUCUCCCUUCCGACAAAACCCCGACUUUGAAUACGGAAGAAGGAUAUCCGAUGCUCUUCCGCAUGACGUAAUCUGGCAGAUAAUGCUUGGGGAGAAAGUAAGCCAUCACGGCCGAGGAAAAGACUCCAUAAAGUUCGAAGAGGACAAUAUUGAGUGGAGAUACAAUCUCAUAACAGAUAAAGAAGCCAACGCCUUCAUUGCCAAAUUGUCAAGCGUGCCAGAUCUUCAGGACCUAUAUACGUCCUACCCACACGACGUCCUUCGCGCAGACCUCCUUCGAUACCUCUUACUCUGGUAUCACGGGGGCUACUACGCAGACAUUGACACAUACCUGGCAAAGCAGAUCAAGGCAUGCCCAACAUUCUCACUAGUCGUCGGAAUAGAAGUCGACGAACCAUAUGCUUCGGCCCGUAUGAUGCGCGAGUGGCAUUGGACUAGGACCUACAGCUUUAUCCAAUAUACCAUGUUCGCGCCUAAAAGGUUCAGUCCGUUGCUUCGAGAAGUCAUUGUUCGGGUUCUGGCGCAUUCGGCACAGUAUAAAAGACUGGGCCGGUUCUUUCACGGAUUGAAGUACAAUGAGAAGGAUAUCCUGGGUAUUACUGGGCCUGGGGUGUUUACAGAUACUAUUCUUGACGUUUUGUCGGAGACACUUCCUUCGGCGCAUGACUGGGUAAACGUUUCUGUUGAUGCGGAUGCGGGAAUAGGAGAUCUUGUCCCUGCAUCUGGGGAAGCGGUUCAGAGACGGGUGACCUGGGCCCCGUUUCAUAAGAUCAGAGAGGGUGUCUGUUCAAUGGGUGGUAUCUGUGUGUUGCCCAUCAGUGUAUGGGGAAAUGGGCAAAGGCAUAGUGGUUCAGAGGGAUUCAGUAGCAAGCAUGCAUGUGUAAAUCAUCGGUUUGGAGGCACCUGGAAAAAGAAAGGAUGGUGGUAA